Molecule: messenger RNA, 1785 nt
Organism: Stylonychia lemnae
Lineage: Eukaryota; Ciliophora; Spirotrichea; Sporadotrichida; Oxytrichidae
Source: the annotation of a GenBank genome assembly
AUGCUUAUUGAAGAUAAUAAUCCAAGUAUUCCAUAACUGUCUAACUGUCCUUACUUUUUUAGAGUCUUAAGAGAGAAAGUAAAGAACGAAAAAAAGAUAACUGCACCUAUAAAAGAAGAUUAUGCUCAGCUCCAGAAUGAGUAAUCAGCUGAUGAAUUAUUCAAUUAGGAACCUAAAAAAUUAUCUCCAAGUAGAUUAAUAAAGUCUAAAUUAACUAUAGCCAAAGAGUAAAUGAUGAAAAUAAGAGCAGAUGAAUCAGGCAAGUUGCUGAAUCGCAGUCUAUUGGGGAAUUCAGACAUAUAUCAUAAAGUAGAAUAGAGGCGACAAUUAAAGGAAGAAGAGCUUUAAUAGUCGAGCAAGAAACACAAAAUAUCUGACUUCCUAAAUUAAAAAAGAAACUAUAACAUAAUUACUACUUAUAGCAAGAGGAAUUCUACAACUAUCCACACUAACUCAAAUAAGAAUAUAAAUUAAGGCAAUGGCUACAAUCAUCAAAACCCAAAUCCAUAUUAUCAAGGUGCAGAAGCUUUUAAUCAUUAAAGGAGAUCAAGGGAUACUAAACCAUUUUAUGAUAGGUACAUUAAUCAAACUCCUAACUCUGGUUACCUGUCCUUAAACUCACAGUCUAACACUGGAAGAAAAGAAAAUGCUGCUAAAAGAUUUGAAGAUAACUAAAAGCUAUGGGAUACUACAUCCAGUUUUAUAAAGGGUAAAAUAAGACCAAGUGGAGUAUCACUUUUAGAUAAACAGAGACAUCAUGCCAUCUAGAUCAAAGAUGAAUAAGAAGCCAUUGAUCACUAAACUUCAAGAAGAGGACGCAGUGUUGAUAUGCAGCAUUAGCUGAGAAGUUUUUAUCAGAAUAUCAGGGAUUCAUAGAUUUGUUACACUACAGUUUAAACUAAGAACCCUUUCACUAUGAUAUGGGCAACAGAUCCAUCACCAAGCAGAGUCAAAAGUGGAACUUUCGAACAGAGUUUCAUAACAUCAACAAAGAAUUCUGCCAUAGGCAAAAAUAGAUCUCCAUACAGACCAAUCUUAAUUUAUAAUUUAAAUUUCAAAACUUAAAUGGACAACUAUACUAUCAAGCUCAACGCUACCCACUCCCAUCUUAAAAUCAGACUAGCUGAGAUCAGAUUUGACAGAAGAAAUACUAUUAGACAAGUCAAAGAAGUACUUGAGAGAAAGUUCGGAACAAAUGCUGACGAUAUGACCAUUGAACUCAGAGACUCAUCUGAUAAUUUCCUCUAAGUCUUGCAUAAUGAUCAAGAGACUAUCGCUCAUUAUGGUCCUUAAGAGGGAUAUACUUUUCACGUCAUUGAUGCUGCUCCAGCAAGCUAUGGAGAUCUUGACGAUGUGAGCUAAGUUGAAAAAUAUCAGAUUAGUGAGGAAGAAUACAACAAAAGAGACGAUACAUUCAGAAAGUUUAAGACCGACAUGUAAAAGUAGGAUCCAACCUUCAUGAAAAAGGCAGGAAACAAGAUUCCAGAUGAUUUCCAAAAGGAAGAAGCUGACCAAGUUUCCGUUGGCCAGAGAUGUGAAAUAAUCAUCGGGCAAAGAAGAGGCGAAGUCAAAUUCGUUGGGAAAAUUCCAGAACUUGCUCCAGGAUUUUGGGUAGGAGUUCAACUUGAUGAGCCCACUGGAGACUCAGAUGGAACAGUUAAGGGAAAUAAAUAUUUCGAAGCUGUAGGCGGAAGCAAAUUUGGCGUCAUCAUCAGACCAAAGGAUGCUAGAUUCGGAGAUUUCCCACCCCUCGACGAUUUUGACGAGAACGAAGACGAAAUUUGA